Messenger RNA from Toxotes jaculatrix (banded archerfish), 2142 nucleotides. RefSeq names its product hyaluronan-binding protein 2-like. The record is from RefSeq and is a predicted model, not a curated record. Gene Ontology annotation, biological process: proteolysis. The transcript is spliced from 13 exons. NCBI's taxonomy places the organism in Eukaryota, Metazoa, Chordata, Actinopteri, Toxotidae. The coding region runs from base 76 to 1962 and encodes 628 amino acids. Gene Ontology annotation, molecular function: calcium ion binding; serine-type endopeptidase activity.
AGAAAAGUGUGAGCGAUCUGCCAGACAGCGCACUCUCAUUUUACUCUCCUGGAUGUCCUCUGAUCCGCUGCCAUCAUGAAGCUCCUCUUCUUUUGCCUUUUCUUAGCGGUGCUGCUCACACCUGCUGAACUUAAACGUAAAAAGGACGACAAACAUCAUCCCAGACAUGGUCAUGGGCAUCGUGAUCAUGAGCAUGGGGUACCUGGGAAUCGGAGAGAGGGCAAACCUGGGAAACAGAGAGGAACAUUUCAGGACAUAAUUGAAGACAUCUUCUUUGAGAUCGUAGAUGGAGCUAAUAGUGAUGAUGAUGAUGAAGAUGACCAGAGUAAUUUAGACUGGCUUUUUGAACUUCAAGAGCCAGAAGGCCGAUGCAACCCAAACCCUUGCCUUAACAAUGGAGUGUGUAAAGAGAAAGGCAAAAAUAAAUUCAAAUGUGACUGUCCCAAACCCUAUAAAGGACGGAAAUGCGAGAAAGGUCCAAAAAUUUGUAAGAGAGGUCAGUGUGGACGUGGUGAAUGUGUGCUGACUUCAGAUCCCCCGUUUUAUGAGUGUAAAUGCAAGGUGCCCUUCCAGCCUCCAGACUGCAGACAUUUUGCUCUGUGUCAGCCUAAUCCAUGCAGGAAUGGUGGAACAUGCAUCAAAGAUGAUAAUGACUUUGACUGCCAGUGCCCUCCAGGGUACAGAGGACGUUUCUGCCAUGUUGGCCCAAAUGAUUGCUAUGUGGAUGAUGGAGAGUCGUAUCGUGGCAAUGUGAGUGAGACAGACGACGGUGACGAAUGCCUCUACUGGAACUCACACUUCAUACUGGAGAAAGGAACUGAUCCCUUCAGCACCUUUGAGGACGAAGAUGGACUUGGCCCUCACAACUUCUGCAGGAACCCAGAUGGAGACACAAAGCCCUGGUGUUACUUCAGAAGAGGCACCAGGUUGCUUUGGGACUACUGUGAUUUGACAGUGUGUCCUUCACCAACAGGUGUGUCACCAACUGAAAUUGUCAUCCCAGUCCCUGAUCCCACUUCUGCCAAGCCACAACCAACCACACCUGAACCUACAGCAGACCCCAAGCCAACGACUGUCAAAGCCCCAGUGACUCAAAAGCCCAGCCAGGCCCCAGAACCUUCUCCUGCACCCACUAAUGGUUCUCUCAUCCCCAGUACCAGUGCUCCACUGCAACAGUUCUCCACUUGUGGGGAGCCUCAGCCAAAAAAGGCCAUUACCCGAAUUUUUGGGGGUCUGAAGGUCAAUCCAGGAUCUCUACCCUGGCAGGUGUCCUUGCAAGUGAGACCACAGAACACCAAUGUGCCAUUCAGACACAUCUGUGGAGGAGUUCUCAUUGCUAGCUGCUGGGUACUGACAGCUGGACACUGCAUUGAACCAGGAAAGGACAUGCAGGUGGUUAUGGGAGGUCUGUCACUGGACACGACAGAACAAACAGAGCAAACCAUAAGAGUCGAAGAGGCUAUUGUACAUGAGAACUACAGGGAAACUCCUUCAGCUGUAUACAAUGACAUAGCCUUGCUGAGGCUGCAGGGCACCAAUGGGGUUUGUGCCAAUGAGACUCAGUUUGUGAAGACAGCCUGUCUGCCUGAUGCCCAACUGCCUGAUGGGAUGGAGUGCACUAUUUCUGGAUGGGGUGCCACUGAGGAAUCCGAAUAUGGUUCCAACCAACUGCUGAAGGCUGACGUACUGCUGAUCAAUCAGGAGAAAUGCUCUGAACCCAUUAUUUAUGGCAGCGUCCUGGACAAUACAAUGCUUUGUGCCGGCCACCUGCAGGGAGGGGUGGAUUCCUGCCAGGGUGACUCUGGAGGACCCCUGACUUGUAUGCAGAACAAAACCCAUGUUAUUUAUGGCCUGGUGAGUUGGGGAGACCAAUGUGGGAGGAAAAACAAGCCUGGGGUCUAUACACGUGUCACUCACUUCUUGACGUGGAUCAAAUCAAAAACUCAAGGAGCAUUUCCAUAAGCAACAUGUCAGCCAGUGAAGCCAAGGGCUUGGUUCACAAUGGAGCAAGUCCUACUCAUUGUGAUUUAGCUUUUGGAUUUUGUGCAGUUGAACCUGGUCUUUUGCUUUUCAGGUUUUCGUCACUGUCAAUUUUAAUGCCACGUGAAUCAACCUUCUAAAAAAAUAAUAAUAAUAAUCUGA